Stegodyphus dumicola is the source of this 3916-nucleotide messenger RNA. RefSeq lists its product as uncharacterized. Gene Ontology annotation, molecular function: nucleic acid binding. NCBI's taxonomy places the organism in Eukaryota, Metazoa, Arthropoda, Arachnida, Araneae, Eresidae. The record is from RefSeq and is a predicted model, not a curated record.
GAUCUAAGCAAGCAUCGACACUGCUCCGUUAUUUCCUUUGCUUUUAUUAUGACAUAUAUAUGCAUAAGAACAUAAUGAUAAAUUAGGUUAUUAUGCAUAACAAAUUCUGCAUAUACUGAAAGACCUAAGAUGUAUAUAAUAAUGGUUAUGUGCAUAAAUAUCAGGUAAACGGAAGUCGUCUGAUGCAAAUCCUAGUAAAGGCGUGAAAUCAAUAAAAUUUUGUGUGGCUUCUGAUCGGCCAACUCCCGAACUUCAGGACCGUCAUAUUAAAGACGAAAAAAUCUCAAAUAAAAAUGCUAAUUUGAACCCAUCUUCUAAGCAUUCCACAUCUGUAAAUGCAUGCCAUGAUAAAUUUGAACAGCAACCAAGUAAAAUCUCUGAAUCAUCUGCAAAGCAUACUAAAAUAGAUGUAAGACUCUUACAGCAUAUUGCUGACGAAGUAAAGAAACAAAUUACAGCAAAAGAGAGGCCUUUUGAUGCAAUAUCACAUGCAGUUGAAAUUUUAGGAAUUAAAAGAUUGUCACAAUUCAAAACCAAAAAAACGAAAACUGGAUCACAGACAAUGUAUUCUUGUGAUUUCAGUAUUGAUCAUUUUAAAAUAUCAUCUGAAAUUGAUGUAACUCCUUUUAAAGCAAAAUUAAAAGCGGCAGAGUCUGGAGUUGCUUAUUUUAUGAAUCCAUUAAAUUUCAAUUUAAAAUCAUUUACAAGAGUAAAAAAUGAAGAUGUCUCUGAACAUGAACAACAGCAAAAUAAUGCAGCCUCCAAAGGUAUUAAAUUAGAAGAAAUAGCUUCAUCAAUAGAGGAAGAUAAAUCUACUAAUAGUACAGUAUGUACAGACAAAAAAUCAAAGGCAGUUAAAAGCAAUCAUUUAAAUUAUAUCCAGAAAUACAUACAAGAAGUUCGAAAUCUGCUUGCAAAAAAAGUGUUUCCUGCAUGUGCUAUUAGAGAUGCUGCUCAUAAUAUGAAAAUAACGGAUAAAAUUGAUCUCCAGGUAAAUAUGGAUCCGAAGAGUCCUAAGCAUAAACCUGUAUUUAAUGCUCGCUUUUCCAUAGAAAAUCAUUUAAUUGCAUCCUCAAAUGGUAGCAGCAAAAAACAUGCUAGGGUGACUACCUUAGAAUCUGCAAUUAAUAUUAUGUUAAAUCCAUCAGAAUUAGUGUCUGUGCUAAGUAAUGUAUGCAAACAGUGUAGAGAUAAAGCUUUAGAGGAUACAUUUAGUAAUAAUAUGCAUAUUUCAAGUAUAGCAGAUGGUUCUGAAAAAGCAGAAUCUGAUUUAUCAGUCAACUUAGAACAACAUAAGAUUUCUGUUAAAGACUACUGUCAUCCACAAGAGAAAUCUGGGAAAACAGAACCUGUUAUAUUAACAAACUCAGAACAGAUUAGGACUUCUCCUGAAAAUAAUCUUACUUUUCAGGAGAUGCCUGGAAAAGUAGAACCAGGCUUAUCAACUGAACCAAAACAACAAAGGAAAAAUAAUCAUAAUGUACCAAAAAUGGGAAAUGUAAUUUCUUACAGAAACAAUAAUAAGCAAAAUCUAAAAAAAUUAUGUUUUUCUGAUAUGGAUGAUCAGACUCUCAUUAAGAUUCUAUCAGGACGACUUAAAAAUAUUACACAAAAAAAUAUGAAUUCAUACAAUAAAAUAUUACUUGCAGUAAGAGCUACGAAUAUGAUGGAUUUUAUAAAAUUUAAUACUACUACAAACUCUAAUAUAACAGGAGACAACCUUACAUUCUGUUGUGAAUUUUAUGUGAGAAAUACCUUAAUAGCCAGUGGGACAGGUCUCGAGGUUAAGAAAGCAAUGCAAAAAGCUUGUGAAAAUACUUUGAGUGUUCUGACUGGUGAAAGCAUUGAUAAUGUUGCACCUCCAUGUGAAACAGAAACUAGUCUGUAUGAUGCAGUUUCUUCAAAACUGAAAAAUGUGUCGUUUGAUUGUGUAAACAAACCAUUGUUUGAUUCUUCAGUUCAAAGAAAAUUUGUCUUACUUGAUGAUUCAGAGUAUAAGUUAAAAUGUGAUACGAACCCAACGUCUAUACUUAUAGCUUCUGCAGCAUUUAGUCAUAAAGCAUGCACAUAUAAAUAUGAAACAGUGGAGAGUGGAAUGCCACAGAAGUUAAUCAGGGCUGAAAUUAAUUUUGAUGGAGAGACUGUUGGCAGUGGUACAGGAACCACUAAAAAAGAGGCUAAACUUGCAGCUGCGAGAGAUACUUUGGAAAAACUUAGGAAAAAGGUUUAUACUAUAAAAGUAAAAAACCAAGAUGCAAGUGGGUUCACUAUAGAGCCUGAGCAGUUAAGAAGUGCUCCAGCUGUUUCCAGUGCUCUAACAGAAGAUAAUAUUGGAUGUAAAAUGAUGAAAAUGAUGGGAUGGACUGGUGGAGGCAUUGGUAAAAGUAGUGGCAUUACCGAGCCAAUUUCGGUAAGUGAGCAUAGGUUUGGACAAGGCUUAGGAUAUGUAGAUAAUAAGAACAAUAAUCCCCAAAUGAAAGAUUUUAAAUCUAGAGUUGCCUCUGUGUUAAAGGAUUACAGUAUGUCAAGCACAACAAGUGACCUUAUAUUUUCCUCAAGAUUCACCAAAGAAGAAAGAGCAGAAAUUCACAAAAUUGCAUCAAGAUUUGGUGUACAGACAUCAAGUUAUGGGAAAGGAAACAACAGAUAUAUGAUUGUAAAACGUAGAUUUCAAGUGCUGGACCUUUUAUAUUUGUUAUUACAAUCAGGAGGCUCAACUGAGAAGUAUGAGCUUGUGGAUCGGUCAACUUGAAAUAUUAAACUGUUCUUUUUCUGGAUAUAGUAAUUAUAUCCAUUGUAUAUAGAAAAGUUUGUGGAAUGUACAUUUUUCAGCCAAAAAAUGCUUGUGUGAUUUGAUAAAGAUAUUUUAAAUGAAUUUAAAACCUUUUUCUUUCAUUAUUAUUUACUGGAAUUCAAUUUCUACAUGUAAUAAAAUAUUUCCUAGUAAAACAAGCACCAUGAGGGGGAGGUUGUUUAGAAACAUGCAUAUUUUUCUCUCAAUCAAAAUUUUAACUUGCUGUUAAAUUGUAUUUUUUAUAAAAAUUUAGAACUUUGACUAAUAGAAUGUUUGGGACUAAGGAAUUCAUAAAAGAGUCUUUAUUCUUUAUACACAUAUAUACUCAUAAGUGUACAUCUCAGUUGUAUACGAAACAGUGGGGUAUUAUUUGGUGCUAUUUUGCAAAUGCUUCUUGUUAAUUUGUCAAGUUGAAAUAUUAUACAUAUGUAUAAAGUUGAAAUAUUAUACAUAUAUUCAUUUGUUUUCAAGUUGUGAAGUAUGCUUUCUCUCCAUCUUUCUAUAAAUGUAGCUGCUUUCUUUUCCUAAAAAUAUAGUAUGUUGUAUAUUUAAAUUUUUUAUACAUUACUGGUGUAAAAUGUGUAUGCUAUAAUUUAUGAACAUUUUUUCAGAGAACUUUUAUAAUCAAAUAUUCAUACAGCAAAUUUUUUCUAAUAUAAUAAUUCUGCAAUUUAUUAAUUUUAUCCAAUAUUAGUAUAAAUGCUAUGCUUAAAAAUUUCUUUGGGAUUGUGCUGUUAGCUAUCUGUAUUUGUAUUUAUUAUUUACAGCAUUACAUUGUUUAAAAUAUAUAUAUAUAAGAACAUAAGUGAAAUGAAAAUUAUGGAAUUUGUCUGUGUUAUGUAGAUAAUAUGCUACAUCUUGAAAAUCUAAUAUGAUUUAAAAUAAUUUAUAUAUUAUGAAAAAAUGUUGUUAAUGUUUCGGAAAUAAUAGGACUAUUUUUAACGUCAAAUGUAUGACUGUAUUAUGUAAAUUCUAUGCUUAAAUGAAAAAAAAAAAUGCCAUUCAUAGACAGAAGAAAAGGGAUAUCAAUUAUUUUGCAUAGGAGUAUAUUAAUUAUAUUAUUCUGGUAAACAAAAUGAUGAAUAAAUAUAGCACUCUGAAAUUUGCUAUCUUUUUAUGUAA